GAAGUCUGCCUGUUGUGCCGACACGCAGCACUUGUGAAGAAGCACCCGCAAAUAGACAAGAAGACCGCGCGAGCGUGCUGCUUACUUCAUUGCUGCAUAUACUGUACGUAGCAUUGCUGUGUAUACAUACAGGAGCCCUUACAGGAGUCCUCGACAGUUUGAGGAAAGCAAACUGCCUGUUUCGAAACGAGUAUGAGCACGAGGCAGUAGAGGCGCAUAGUCGAAAGCCAUGCGGACCGUCGUUGCUUGGCAGGAGACACCUCCCGAAAAGGACGGCGUACGCAACGUCUGCUACGACCUCUGCUUUAAGCCAGAUGGCUCGCAAGUUGUUGCGGGCAUUGGGAACCGUGUGCUGGUCUACGAUGCUGCGGAUGGCGACCUUCUGCACGCGUUGAAGGGCCACAAGGACUCGAUUUACUGCGUCGCGUAUGCCCAGAACGGAAAGCGCUUUGCAUCGGGAGGCGCGGAUAAGACGGUCAUCAUCUGGACAAGCAAGGCGGAGGGCAUUCUGAAAUAUACGCACAACGAUGCGAUUCAGUGCCUGUCUUACAACCCAGUCACCCAGCAGCUGGCCAGUGCCACCGGCUCGGAUGUGGGCCUGUGGUCACCGGAGCAGAAGUCUGUGGCGAAGCACAAGGUGGCCUCGCGCAUCUGCUCCAUCUCGUGGACUGCGGACGGCGCCUACCUGGCGCUGGGCUGCUUUGACGGUGUGAUCAGCAUUCGCGACAAGGGCGGCAGCGAGAAGCACCGCAUUGAGACGGGGCCGUCGCCGGUGUGGAGCAUCUGCUGGAACCCCGUGGAGACCAACGUGCUGUGCGCGGGUUGCUUUGACGGCGUGCUCAAGUUCUACAUGAUGAGCGGUCAGCAGAAGAGCAAGGACCGCGAGCUGGCGUUCGACCCGCUGUGCGUUUCCUACUUCAGCAGCGGCGAGUACAUCACCGUCAGUGGCACGGACAAGACGGUGCACCUGUACACGCGCGACGGCACGUACCUGACCAAGAUUGCGGACCGCGACAGCUGGGUGUGGGCGGUGCGGCCGCGGCCCAAGCACAACUUCGUGGCGGUGGGCACGGAGGGCGGCGGCAUCGCCAUGUUCCAGCUUAUCUUCUCCACAGUGCACGGCCUAUACCAGGACCGGUACGCCUACCGCGACCAGAUGACGGACGUCAUCAUCCAGCACCUCAUCACCGAGCAGAAGGUCCGCAUCAAGUGCAAGGACUACGUGAAGAAGAUCGCGGUGUACAAGGACAAGCUGGCGGUACAGCUGCAGAACAAGGUGGUUAUCUACGAGCUGGCCAACGCCGACGACUUCGACAUGCACUACCAGUCCGCCACCAAGAUCCAGCAGAAGCUGGACUGCAACCUGCUGGUGGUCACCAGCCACCACGUCAUCCUGUGUCAGGAGAAGAAGCUGCAGCUGUACAACUUCGACGGCGUCAAGGAGCGCGAGUGGGUGCUGGACAGCGUCAUCCGCUACAUCAAGGUGGUGGGCGGGCCACCCCGCCGCGAGGGCCUGCUGGUGGGCCUCAAGAGCGGCGCCAUCCUCAAAAUCUUUGUGGACAACCCCUUCCCCAUCCCGCUCAUCAAGCACACCGCCUCGGUGCGCUGCCUGGACCUGUCGGCCAGCCGCAACAAGCUGGCGGUGGUGGACGAGAACGCCAAGGUGCUGGUGUACAAUCUGAUCACCAAGGAGCUGGUGUUCGAGGAGAGCAAUGCCAACAGCGUGGCCUGGAACAGCGAGUUCGAGGACAUGUUCUGCUACAGCGGCAACGGCAUGCUGUCCAUCAAGACCGGCGACUUCCCGCUGCACCAGCAGAAGCUGCAGGGCUUCGUGGUGGGCUUCAAGGGCAGCAAGAUCUUCUGCCUGCACUACGUGUCCAUGCAGACCAUCGACGUGCCGCAGUCCGCCUCCAUGUACCGCUACCUGGAGCGCAAGGACUUCGAGUCCGCCUACCGCGUGGCGUGCCUGGGCGUCACCGAGGCCGACUGGAAGCAGCUGGCGCUGGAGGCGCUGCAGGCGCUGAACCUGGAGGUGGCGCGCAAGGCCUUCAUCCGCAUCCGCGACGUGCGCUUCGUGGAGCUGGUCAACCGCACCGAGGCGGGCCGCAAGGCCGGCACCAGCGAGCAGCUGCUGCUGGCGGAGAUCAUGGCCUUCCAGGGCCGCUACCAGGAGGCGGCGCGCCUGUUCACGCAGGCGGGCGCCGUGGACCGAGCCAUGGAGAUGUUCUCUGACCUGCGCCAGUUCGAUGAGGCCAAGAAGUGGGCGGAGGAGUUCGCGGCCAGUGGGCGCGGCGACCAGCGCAGCGUGCAGGAGCUCAUCAACCGCCAGGCGGAGUGGAGCGAGGAGGUCAAAAACUACGACGCCGCAGCGGAGAUGUACAUUAAGGCCAAGAAGUACGACCGCGCCAUUGCCAUCCUGGCCAAGCACCAGUGGUGGGACAAGCUCAUUGGUGUGGUGCGACAGCUGGACAAGACGGACGCGCGCUGCCUGGGCAUGUGCGCCGGCCACUUCCGCCGCGCGCCGCACUUUGCGUACGCCAAGGAGACGCUGCUCAAAAUGGACGACACCAAGGGCCUGAUCACGCUGUACGUGGAGGCUGAGAAGUGGGAUGACGCCUUCCUGCUGCUGCACGCGCACCCCGAGUGCCGGCAGGACGUGUACCUGCCCUACGCCAAGUGGCUCAGCAACCAGGACCGCUUCGAUGAGGCGCGGCUGGCGUACCAGGAGGGCGGCUUUCCCAGCCUGGCCACCCGCAUCCUGGAGCAGUUGUGCGCCAACGCGGUGGUAGAGACGCGGUACGCGGACGCCGCCUUCUACUACUAUCAGCUGGCCAUGGAGGCGCUCAAGAGCAUCAAGAACCCGCCCUCCAACAUGGCGCCCUCGGACCGCUCCGCGCUGGAGCGCUUCACGGAGCUGUACGACCGCGCCGAGGUGUACUACGCCUACGAAGUGGUGCACAAGUCCGUGCACUCGCCCUUCCGCACCACGCACCCCGACACGCUCUUCAACGCCUCGCGCUUCCUGCUCAUGCGCCUGCUGCCGCCGCGCGAGGUGCCGCUGGGCGUCAGCGUGGUCAACGUGGUGUACGUGCUGGCCAAGCAGGCUGUCGAGGCGGGCGCCUUCAAGCUGGCGCGCUUCGCGUACAACAAGCUGCAGACGCUGGUGCUGCCGGCGGCCUGGCAGGCGGAGGUGGACCUGGCAUCCGUGGUCAUCCGCUCCAAGCCUUUCUCAGACAAGGAGGACCUGCUACCGGUGUGCUGGCGCUGCUCCACCACCAACCCGCUGCUCAACACGCAGGGCGACUACUGCAUCAACUGCGGCGCGCCCUUCAUCCGCUCCUUCGUCACCUUCGAGCACCUGCCCGUGGUGGAGUUUGAGCUGGAGCCGGGCGUGGACGACGAGGAGGCGGGCCGCCUGCUGGGCGAGGACGCGGGCAUGGAGGCGGCGCGGCGCGAGCGCAAGGCGGAGCGGCAGGCCAAGGCGGCGGAGGUGGGCGGCAACAUGCUGCGGCUGGACCAGAACGAGAUCGACCGCAUGGACGACGCCUUCGCGGCCCAGAUGAUGGUGCCCAACACCACCAUCCGCGUGGACCGGGCCAUGCUGCGGCGGCUCAAGACGGCCGAGGUCAUGGUGCGCACCUGGCCCAACCCCGUCAUCCCCAAGCAGUACUUCCGCGUCAUGGACCAGGAGGUGCCGCUGUGCUGCGGACCCUGCGGACACUUCUUCGAGCAGGAUGAGUUCGAGAUGGCGGCGCUGGAGCGUGGCACGGCGCCCUUCAGCCGCACCACCGUGCGCGGCGAGGGCCUGGCGCCGGGCGAGGACGCCGAGGAUGAGGGUGCCGGCGGCAACAAGCUGGGCGGGCCGUUGGGCAGCGCGCGUGGGCCCAUUGGGGGCGCCAGCAAGGCGCGCAUGUCCGUGCCCUUCCAGCAGGGCCGGCCGCUGGUGUGAGCGGGGUCGCCUAUCGGGCGCUUACCGGGUGCGUGGGUGGAUUCCGGAUGUAGGCGGGGAAUAGGAGCUGCCGGUAGUGGCGUUGCAGCAGGCCUUCGUUACGCAGCAGAGGGGGCACGAGGAGGACGUGAACGGGUGUCUUCAUGCUGCUUGUGGUCUGACUUGGUAGGACGGGCGUUGGUGCCAUCAUUAGGCUGCCCCUGCCGGUCCACCAUAGGAGCUGCGAUGGGCCUGAAGCAAGGCCCAUGCACGGUGGCCGGGCACAUGAUGCAUGACGGGACAGAGCACGGGACUUGCUGGAACCAGUGUACAUAUGCCCGCGCAGAGACUGCGUGUCUCGAAGCGGGCACAAAUUGGGACAUGUCGGCGUACAGACAAACGAUGAUGAUGACAGGAUGACAGUUGUUGUGCGGCAGGGGGGCUCCCAAGCCCAGUUGAGGCCCAGGCAGGUUUGGUUGAAUGGGGAUGCACAGUGGCAGUGCUAAUGCGCUGGCGCUAUGAGCGUCCAUGGUGUUGGCGGCCUCAAGUACAAGACACCUUAUAGUAGUUCAAUCUGCCCCGCAAGGUCUUCCCGUGCUGCUGAACCUGGCUAGCACGGUUUCCGGAGUCCGGGCCACUGAGGUCCGUAUCCUUCGCUGGGUCAGGGGAGGCGCUAGUGCAGCCAAGGUGCUACUGUGGUAACUGUGCUCUCCGCAGUGUCCGCACACUGCUGCACAGAGUGGCAGAGGCACAGCGCCACAGCCGCGCAAUUGCGUCAAGCCGUUUUAGUUCUCGGCCGUCUUUGAGGGGAUAAGGAGGAGCGUUGGCUAUGCAGCACAGCACAAAGGCAACCGGGGAGCAAACAAUUACUAACAACUGCUGCUGUUGUUACUUCAGGCUGUGGGUUGAAUUGUGGAUGCCGCGGCGCCGCCGACAUGCCGGGCUCACGGACCGGCCACAUGCUGGAACCCGUUUGCCGAGGCGUCAGAGCUGUGCAAGAGGCGGCCAGGCGAACAACUAGAGGCUGGCCGUAAAGCUGGGCCGCUGGUAGUUGACGGGGCACAGUGCCUGUUUCCGUGCCUGUUUCCAGCUUGCGUUUCCUGUUAUGAACCCGUAUGUACCGGGGAUGCCCCUCCCAGCGUGUGCGGGUCCCAUUGUCAUGUAGUGCUGUAUACCGCCAAUUGGGGCGAGGGAGGUUGCGCAAAAGCAGACAGGUAAGGGCUGGUGGCAAGGCGGGGGCUUGGCGCAAGGCUUGGCGUGGCCGAGGUGGCACUUCGGUCGCUUUUGAG
This is a messenger RNA of Chlamydomonas reinhardtii, 5217 nucleotides long. RefSeq lists its product as uncharacterized. The record is from RefSeq and is a predicted model, not a curated record. The transcript has 16 exons. Gene Ontology annotation, molecular function: protein binding. Gene Ontology annotation, biological process: protein localization to cilium; intraciliary retrograde transport; non-motile cilium assembly. NCBI's taxonomy places the organism in Eukaryota, Viridiplantae, Chlorophyta, Chlorophyceae, Chlamydomonadales, Chlamydomonadaceae. Gene Ontology annotation, cellular component: non-motile cilium; intraciliary transport particle A. Bases 230 to 3949 code for a protein of 1239 amino acids.